UGCCGCUGGAGGAGCGGCCACCGUCUCCUCCAGCGGCGGCCAGCUGUGCAGCUCCAGCGGGGGGAGGACCGAACUUAGACCGAAACUCCGAGGCACCAGAGAGCCGAGCAGCUCCGAGGAGUCCAGACGUUUCUGCCCGCUUCUUCGUUGGUUUUAUUUCCAGCUUUCAGCGCGCGCUUGAAAGCAGCAGCCGUCCUCGCGCUCCUCGUGAUGAGGCCGGAGGAGCGUCUGAAGUGACCGCCAGGUGUUCGCGCCUCACCGGUGGAGGACUUCCGGCCCGGACCGGUGGACCAGAACCGGACUCAGCACGAAGCUGGCCGUCCAAGAUGGAGGCGGAAAACCCGGAUGGGGCGGGAAGCAGAACCAACAGCUUCCAAAGGAAGAAACCGCCGUGGCUGAAGCUGGACAUCCCGACCAUCCAGCUGACGCCGGACGAGCCGCCACAGGCCGCCACGCCGCAUGUUGGGCCACAUGUUGCUGCAGUCAGACGCAGCAACGAGGCGCAAGACAAAAACGAAUUCCAGCCAGUGAAGCGAGUGCGGAGUGUGAGCAUGCCCGGGGAAAAUCCACACACACACUCUGCUGCCAUGGAAACGUCCAACGUCUACCUCAAACCUCCAGCGGAGAAAAUGGCCGUCAUGCAGUCCAUCAAGAGUGAGAAGCGGGUUCACUUCGACCGCCUGAACACCGUCCCUCCAAAGGGCCAGCGCCGCGCCAGGACGGCGUCGACCGGCCGCCGGCGCUCCUGCGUUCCUAAAAUUCUGGCCCGGCGCCGCUCGUCUAUCCCCAAACAGAUCAUCAGGGGGACGGCUGAUUGGUUCGGCGUGAGUAAGGACGGCGACGGCGGCCAGCGCUGGAGGAGGCGGAGCCUGCAGCACUGCAGCCAGCUGUUCGGGGGCCUGAAGGCCCAGGUGACGCUGCUCAGCCUGGACAGCGUGUCCCUGUCCAGCACCGACCCCCACCCCGACCCCACCCCCAAACCCUGCCCGCCCCCACGCUGCCACCGCUACGGGAUGCAGCGGGUCGUGGACCCCCUGGCUCGCGGUCGGGCCUUCCGGAUGGGGGAUGACCUGGACGGACCUGGCGCCCCUCAGACGCCGCUCACCCCAGGCUCCGCCUCCCUCUGCUCCUUCUCCAGCUCACGCUCCGCCCUCAACAGGUUGCCACGGCGACGCAAGCGGGAGUCCGUGGCCGUCAUGAGCAUCAAGGCUGCCGCGGCGCUGAUGAAGGGUCGGACGGCUGCUGAGGGCGGCGCUGGGAGGCGGAGGCGGAGCUUCAUGCCUCCGAGUUUCUAUGACGACGACACGACGGAUUUCCCGGACGAGUUGGACACUUCGUUCUUCAGCAGAGAAGAGACGUCCAGCUACGCCGACGACGUGUUUGAGACGCCGUCAGAGACCGACCUGCAGCCCGGCGCCGAGAGAGGAAACGCUCUGACAGGAAGUGCUCUGGACCGGACCAAGCUGGAGCGGACUCACCUGAUGUUGCCGCUGGAGCGAGGCUGGCGGAAGGCGAAGGACGGCGCGCCGCCGCAGCGGGAGGCGGCGAGCGGGCCGCAGCGGCGCGGGCGCAGGAUCUCGGCGCCGGUCCAGAAGCUGUUCGCCCGGGACAAGAGGCCGUAUGGACUGGGCAUGGUGGGCCGGCUCACCAACCGGACCUACCGCCAGCGCCUGGACAGCUUCGUCCAGAAACAGAUCCAAGACAUGGAUGACCACAGGCCUUUCUUCAGCUACUGGAUCACCUUCGUCCACCUGCUGGUCACCGUCCUGUCCGUCUCCAUCUACGGCAUCGCACCGAUCGGGUUCACGCAACACGAGACCGUCGACUCUGUGCUGAGAAAUAAGGGAGUUUAUGAAAACGUGAAGUUUGUGCAGCAGCAGAACUUCUGGGUCGGUCCGAGCUCGGAGGCGCUGAUCCACCUGGGGGCAAAGUUUUCUCCUUGCAUGCGUCAAGAUGAAGAGAUCCAGCAGCUGAUUGAGGAGACGAAGGCGAGAGAACGACAAUCCGGCUGCUGCGUUCGGAACGACCGCUCCGGCUGCCUGCAGACGCUGCAGGAGGAAUGUUCGAACACCCUGGCAGUUUGGGUGAAGUGGCCUCAACACGCCAGCGCUCCAUAUUUAGAGGGGAAACAACGGCAGCACGGCUCAGUCUGCCACCAGGACCCCAGAAUCUGCCAAGAACCCGCUUCAGUUUCACCGCAUGAGUGGAGCGACGACAUCACACAGUGGCCGAUCUGCACUAAGCUGGACUCUGGGAACCACACCAACCUGCCUCACAUCGACUGCAGCAUCACGGGUCGGCCCUGCUGCAUCGGCACCAAGGGACGAUGUGAAAUCACGUCCAGAGAAUACUGCGACUUCAUGCACGGAUACUUCCAUGAGGAAGCUACGCUCUGCUCACAGGUGGCCUGUAUGGACGAUGUCUGCGGCCUGCUGCCGUUCCUCAACCCACAGAUCCCAGAUCAGUUCUCCCGCCUCUGGCUGUCUCUCUUCCUGCAUGCCGGCGUCCUGCACUGCCUGGUCUCGGUGUUUUUCCAGAUGUCGGUUCUCAGGGAUUUGGAGAAGUUGGCCGGCUGGCUCCGGAUCUCCAUCAUCUACCUGCUGAGCGGCGUCACAGGAAACCUGGCGUCCGCCAUCUUCCUGCCCUACAGAGCAGAGGUGGGUCCCGCCGGCAGCCAGUUCGGCAUCCUGGCCUGCCUCUUCGUGGAGCUUUUCCAGAGCUGGCAGAUCCUGGAGCGGCCGUGGCGAGCGUUCACCAAGCUCGCCGCCAUCUCCGUCUUCUUCUUCUCCUUCGGUCUGCUGCCGUGGAUAGACAACUUCGCCCAUGUCUGCGGCUUCCUGUCGGGCUUCUUCCUGUCCUUCGCCUUCCUGCCGUACAUCAGCUUCGGCCGCUCCGAUUCGUACAGGAAGCGGCUCCAGAUCUGCGGCUUCCUGCUGGUCUUCCUGGGUCUGUUCGCCGCGCUGGCCGUCCUCUUCUACGUUUACCCGCUCAAAUGCGACUGGUGCGAGUUCCUCACCUGCGUCCCGGUCACAGACAAAUUCUGUGAGAAGUACGACCUGAACGCACACCUGCUCUGAGCGUCAGAACCGGGUCUGGGCGUCAGAACCGGGUCUGAUAACUGCUUCCUGGUGGCGCCGCAGGAACCUUCUGGAACAAAUGCAUCACUUCUGGAUCAGGAAGGACCAGAGGUCGGCGGAUCAGAACCGCUGCAGGGAGAAAGAAAAUUUGCGCCAAAAACACUUUAAAAAUUUGAGAUUAAUCUCAGAAAUUUUGGGGGGGAAAAUGUGAAAUUUCUGAGAAUUUUCCCUGUUUUUUCUGGAACAUUUCUGUGAUUAAUCUCAAAGUUUCAGUUUUUUUCUAGCAAAUUUUCAACAUCGCAAAAUCAGAAAUUUCCAACUUUCUAAAAUUUGAGUGUUUUGUUGACACUUUGAAUUUUCAAACUCAAAUUUCCACGUUUUUCUAGAAAACGUGGGUUCACACCUGAACACAAGGAGCAAAGUUAACCUGUCGGAGAAAUGGUUGUUUUUACUGUAAAGCUGACGUCACAGCGCCCCCCAGCGGCCAGACGGAACAUGACACGCGGCCGGAGUUGACCCGUUCUGAUGAAACGUGCCUUGGCUUCAUCCUCCACAGACUCACUUCCUGCCUGGAAAUCCUCUGAGUGGCUGAGUUAUGAUUCAGUUACAGCCUUUUAUACACUUUGUUUAUGAAUGAAACGUUUUUAUAUCCGGUGGUAAAACUUCAUCCUGUGAAUGAAGCACUUAAAGCUGAAUUACUGUCAAAUCUGUUAAAAUAGUUGGGUUUUUUUCAUGUUUUAUUAAAUAUUGUAGCGUUUUAGCUACUUUUCAGCUGAGCUGGACUCGUCCUGUUCGUUUCUCACUAACAGCUGAACAUUUUGGUUCAACCAACAAACUAAAUACAGGAUCAGGAUCACUGAUACCGAUACACCGAUACAGUUUGUUAAGUUUGAUACACAUCAAACUUCUGACCAUCAGGUGUUUUUCUGGGUUUUUUUAUUAUUUUUCUAUAGGAAAUAAUUUAAUACAUUAACAUGAUAAACUGAAACAAUAGAGAAACAAACUUGUGUGCAUUUUCUUUUAGUAAAACGUGCAAAAAAUCAGAACUGAUUUGAUCCAAAAUACUGGAACUAUUAAUCGAUACUGGCGAGGUAAGAUCAAUGCUUCAGUUUUAGAUUAUUUGAUUUAUUGCAGUUUCUCAGUCAUAUCUGAUAUUGUCCAAAUUCUGCCUGAAGUUUGAACAAAAAUUAUGUAAAGAAAAAAAAUCAUCUGAAGUCUGAUGAUUUUUUAGCUUUAUUAUAUUUAUUACCAAAGUAUUGAUAUCAACACUGGCCCUUUGUAUCGGAUCAAUACUAAAUAUUUAGCAUCACUAUUAAUAUUCAUGUCUCCAGUCCAACUUCAUCAGACAAACUAAAGUUUUUUCUCUGUCUGCAGAGUUAAAUUAAGCAAUAAUGACAUUGUUCCUUUUUUCAUUUCCUUAAACUUUACAGAUUUUAUGUUUCUUUCAUGUAAAACAAAAUAAAUGUUCAUUCCUUCGAUGACCGCUAGAUGGCGCCAGUGGAGUAUUUCUGGGUAAAAACCUGCAACCUUUGGAUGAAGGUUCUGUUGAUUAAAUCAGGUUUUCUAAAGUCAUCAACCAGAAAACAUGUUGGUUCUUCCUGGCUCAGUGACCACACACACACACACACACACACACACACACACACACACACACACACACACACACUGACAGCAUUGCUCUGGAUAAAAACACCUGAAGCAGAAAAGCAGCAAAGAGGUGAAAAAAGUUUAUUAAAUGUUUGAGAUUCUGGUCAAAUUUAUUUUCUCAGUUGAUAAAAAUAGAAAUCAGAUGAAGAAUCUUUGACCAGAUGAUUUGGGUGAAUAUUAAAUAAUUUAUCAUUUUGCUCAUCCUGCUGCAGGAGGCCAUUGAUAUCAGCGACAGCCUCUUGUUACUUUAAAUAGGCCAUCUAAGUUAAAUGAGCUUGAAUAAGGUAGCUGUAGCUACAUUUUAGCAUCGUUAGAGAUAAGCUAAGCUAGCAGAUGUUCUGGUUCUGCUCUGAAUUAUUUCAUUUUUAACGUAUUUCUAAUAUUGUAUAAAAAAUGUUUAAGUGACUGAAUAAAAAAUCUGCAGAA
Xiphophorus hellerii (green swordtail) is the source of this 5150-nucleotide messenger RNA. It is a transcript of the gene rhbdf1b, whose product is annotated as rhomboid 5 homolog 1b (Drosophila). The record is from RefSeq and is a predicted model, not a curated record. Gene Ontology annotation, molecular function: serine-type endopeptidase activity. Bases 327 to 3077 code for a protein of 916 amino acids. Gene Ontology annotation, cellular component: endoplasmic reticulum membrane. NCBI's taxonomy places the organism in Eukaryota, Metazoa, Chordata, Actinopteri, Cyprinodontiformes, Poeciliidae. Gene Ontology annotation, biological process: regulation of epidermal growth factor receptor signaling pathway; regulation of protein secretion. The transcript has 20 exons.